This is a messenger RNA of Salarias fasciatus (jewelled blenny), 11367 nucleotides long. RefSeq names its product apolipoprotein B-100-like. The record is from RefSeq and is a predicted model, not a curated record. The coding region runs from base 1 to 11367 and encodes 3788 amino acids. Gene Ontology annotation, cellular component: very-low-density lipoprotein particle; low-density lipoprotein particle; mature chylomicron. Gene Ontology annotation, molecular function: cholesterol transfer activity; low-density lipoprotein particle receptor binding. Lineage: Eukaryota; Metazoa; Chordata; Actinopteri; Blenniiformes; Blenniidae. Gene Ontology annotation, biological process: cholesterol transport; cholesterol homeostasis; triglyceride mobilization. The transcript is spliced from 28 exons.
AUGGGGAGCUCAAAGCUUUGCCUUUUACUCCUCCUGGUCAAACUCACCUUAACUUACGCCCAGGAGGAACAUGCAUCUUGUCUCUUAUCAAAAAGUUACAAGGCCCACCACAAGUAUGAAUACCUGUACGAAGCGGAGUCCUUGAAUGCCAUCAAUGGAGCAUCACAUCUUAAGAAUGGUCCCAAGGCCACCUGCAAGGUUGAAAUUGAAGUGCCUCAGACGUGCAGUUUCAUCUUCCGCACCACUGGCUGCAGCCUGAGUGAGGUGAUCGACGUGGACGCAGAGGGUAACCCUGUGUUCGGCUCCACGCCCACCUCCAAUGCCUUUGCUGCCGAAAUGGAGAGAUAUCCUGUGAAGGUUGUCUUUGUGGGGGCGUCCGAUGUGAAACUGUACCCUGAGGAUGAUGAGACCACCAACAUUCUGAACAUCAAGAGGAGUAUCAUCUCUGCCCUGACUGUGCCUCUGAUGGAAGGAGACAAAAACAAAGACAUGCCCACCAUCCACGGCAUGUGCAAGACUCAGUACACUGUCAGCUCAAGGGAAGAAACUGCAACCGAUAUCAGACUUACCAGAGAUCUGUCCAGAUGUAGCAAAUUCGUCCCAAUCAAAGAUCACACCAGCCCUCUGGCACUGAUCUCUGGCAUGCACUAUCCUCUUGCUCAGUUGAUCAGAAGCUCCCAAAUCUGCAACUACAGGUUUGACAACGAAGAAAAACACAUCACCUCUAGCUCCUGCACUGAGAAGCACAUUCUCAUUCCCUUCUCUCACAAAGGGGAAUAUGGUGUCACCAACGUGGGAAAACAGCACCUCACUCUUGUUCAAGUUUCUCCAAUUGACGACAAAGUCUUUUUCCACAGUGACAAUGUCAAGGGUCUUCCCAUGGAGACUGUUGAAGACAAGAGUGCUGUCCAGGAUAAGGACGCAGCUCUGAAUCUCCUGAGAGAACUGGCCACUCUGUCUGAGGCUGACGGCGAGAAGAGGGCCCACCUUUUCCACAUGCUGGUCUCCAUGGUCCGUGGAAUGAAGAUGGAAACCUUGAGUCCUGCCAUUCCCAAGGCUCUUGAGGUGUCCCGCGUCCUGACCUACCAGGUCCUGGCUCAGUGCGGAACCCCUCAGUGCAGCAGUGCCAUCAUGCAGAUCCUCAGGUCCUUUGACAGUGCCUCCCUUGAGGUUGACGCGUCUGUUUUCGCUCUGGGACUCAUGUCCAACCCAUCUGAGCUGCUCAUCAAUGACAUGCUUGAGAUGGCCAAGUACAAAUCCAGCAAACCCAUCAUGUAUGCUCUGAGCAAUGUCGUCAAGAGGUUCUACAAAGCUGAGGAAAAACUCACUCCUGAGAUUUUCUCUGUUGCUGAAUUCAUGGCCGGCAAGCUGGGUGACUGCUCUGGAGACAACGAUGAGACUUUCAUGACACUCAGGGUUAUUGGAAACAUGGCUCCAGCACUGGUAAACGCAGGCCCUGCACUCAGAGGUGCCGUCAUGCAGUGUGUGAACCAACCUGCAGCUUCUCCAGCUGUGCAGCAGGCUGCUAUCCAGGUGUUCAGGCUGACUCCAGCUCCUGAAGAAGUCAGGGAAGUCUUCAUGCAGGUCCUUUUGGACGGUGCCAGCCCCGUGCAAAAGCGCAUUGCUGCAUACCUGGUGCUCAUGAAGGAUCCCCAGACAAGUGAACUGACCCAGCUGGUGAACGCCUUGCCUACUGAGCAGGACCAACAGGUCAAGAGCUUUGUCAUCUCCCACCUCACCAACAUUUUGUCCUCAACUGUGCCCGAGACACUGGAACUGAGGCAGAGGAUUCUGGAAGCACUGCAGGGUAAUGACAUUGAACCCACCAUGGAUCCCACCAAGUUUUCUCGUAACUACAAGAUUGGAUCUCUGGAGGGCAACAUGCUCUUCGACAGCAGCAGCUACCUGCCCAAGGAAGUCAUGCUUGACAUGACUCUGAAAGCUUUUGGUUUUGACAUCGACAUGAUGGAAAUCGGCAUGGAGGGCAAAGGAUUUGAGCCAACAGUCGAAGCCCUGUUCGGGGACAAUGGAUUCUUCCCUGACACUGUCAUGAAGACAAUCUACUUUGUCUCUGAAAACAUGCCCGAGCAAGUCUCUGAAAUGUUGCAGAACAUCGUGCCCGCUCUGAAGAGGAACAGGAUGAAGAGACAGGCCCACAUGAACUUCAUGAGAGACAUUGGACGCAACCUCAACAAACUGGUGAGAGACCUGAAGGACGCACAGUCUCCAGAAGCAAUGGUCUACAUGAGACUCCUGGGAAAUGAACUGGGAUACCUGAGGACCAACGAAAUGGAGGAGAUGGCCUACUCUCUUGUGAUGAUGAUUGACAGCAUGUUCAAGAUGUUCCCAACUGAUAUCAUGAAGGCACUGAUGACCAAGGCUGACAACACCAUCUUUGCCCACUACAUCUUCAUGGACAAUGAAUUCUUCCUGCCCACUAUGACUGGUGUCCCUCUGAGGGUGGCGCUGUCUGGUACUUUCACCCCUGGUCUCAAGGGUGGACUUCAGAUGGCUCGUGAUAUGAGCAAAAUUACCUUCAUGCCCUCUGCUGGUGUUGAGUUUGUAACUCAAGUUGGCUCCUACUUCCCUGAAUACGUCAACUCUGGGUUGGAGAUGCAAACCAACAUUUUCCAUGAGAGUGGACUCAGAGCUGAGAUCGCCAUGGCACGUGACAACAUCAAGCUGACCAUUCCUGCUCCAACAACCCCAACAAAACUCAUCAAAGUGACGAACUCUCUGGUGGCAGUGACCGGAUCAGAGGUCCACACCAUUCCAUCAAUCCUGAUGGAUAAGAUUGAUGUUAGCGAGUGCACUCCGGUCUUUGCUGGAAUGAAAUACUGCACGGCUCUGCAAUACACUGACGCUUACUCACACGAGACAGGCCCGUACUUCCCCUUCACUGGAGACAGCAAAUUUGCUGUGGAGCUCCACCCAACUGGUGAAGUCACUGAGUACACCGCCACUGUUGCCUACGAGCUUCUCAAGGAAGGAGAGGAGGGCAGGCAAAAGGUUGACGCUGUUAAGUUCAUACUAAGAGCUGAAGGUGCAGAACCCACUGAAGCUAUGGCAGUUUUAAAAUACAACAGAAGGAAGAAUGUUGUCACAGCUGAUAUCCAGAUCCCUGACUAUGAUGUUGAGGCUGGACUGAGGCUCGGUGUUGUUGAUGGAAACACCAAAGGCAAAGGAACCCACUCCAUCUCUCUUGACCUGAUUAACAAGAACAUCCCUCAGCUCUCCAUAGUUGGCCGUGCCAAUUUGAAGGACAUGAAGGAAGGCAUGCUGCAAGUGCAACUUCUGGUGCCCUCCAUCAAUGCCGAUGCCACGAUCACAGCUAACAUGAAACGUGAUGAGGAACUGGAGCUGCAACUUCGAAGCAUCAUUAAUUUCCUGGAAACGACAUCUGCACAAACAAUUGACAUUAAAUAUGAUGCCAAAAAGGUUGAAGUUAACUUUAAAUCUGAUAUGAACUCUGAGAUUGUCAACAUCCUUCCAAAUGUUGAUGUGAUUAAAAAGUUUGGAGAUGACCUUCUUGAACUGCCCAUUGGGGAGACUGACAUGAAGGUCCAUCAAAUCCUCAAGGAAUUCGUAGAGACCACAAACAAACACUUGGAAAGCUACGGUGCUUUUAGAGUACCUGACAUGCCAGAGAUUUCACUGCCAGAGACACUCUUCCUGAAUGUUGACACAAAGGCUGUUUACUCCUUCAACCCUGAACGUUUCACCAUUGUUCUGCCUCUCCCUCUUGGAGGAAAGUCAGCAGAAGAGCUGAACUUCCCACCAGCACUGACGACACCUCAGAUGUCUGUUCCACAGCUUGGACUGGAGAUUGUCUCCAUCGAGGUUCCCGUCCCUGACUUUGUCAUUCCAGAGAGCUUCUCUUUAUCCGUACCUUAUUUUGGCAAAGCUGAAUUUUCCACUGUAAUGAGGAGCAACGUCUAUGAAAUGGAGGCCUCUGUGAUGGCUGGAAAAGACGAUAUGAAAGUCCCAAAGUACUCAGCUAAAUUUGACGUGAAAGGGACCUCCCCAAUCGACAUCCUCUCAGUGACGACCGAAGGUUCAGCAAUGUUGGACAUCACUGAAUCCAUCAAGGCCGAACUGAAAAGCUCCCUGACUCAUAAAUUCGUUGAAGCCAGUUUUAGCAUAAUUGAGGAUGCAGCCAUCACGGACAAGGUCAGUUUGAAAUCAAACAGCAAGGUAGAAGUCACAAGUCCACUGGGUCUCAAUGUUGUCCUUGAGCACACUGGUAUGGCUGGAAUCAACACCGAAGAAAUUUCUGCCGACAACAAUUUCGAGGGAAGUUUCAAGGCUGGACCCAUCUUUGGCAAGACUGUUUCAACCCAGACAUUUGCUAUCUUCCCACUCAGACCAGAGGCAAAGAUUGACUCUUCUGUCCAGUUGGACUCCACCAUUCUUAAGGCCCAGAAUACCAUUGCUGCAACUUUUGCCAAUGGUGAAGUCUCAGUUGUUUCUAACACCAACGCUUAUGAAGAUGUCCUGACUCAUGUUGCUGAGCUUUCAUUCAAAGACGGCCGUCUGUCACUUAAAAGCGAUGCCAACGCUCUCGCUCUUGGUAUGAAGAUCCGCAACCAAGCUGAAGCCUCUACUGGCCUCAGUGAUGUCACUGUGAGGAUGGAAACAAACGCAGAUCAAUCUGAAAACCGUGUUUACUCUCUGCUGACUGCAUCUUUCGAUAGCAACGGUCUGGCUCUAAACAGUGACGCCAACAUGAAGAUUUUUGAGAAUGAGGCUACUCACAAGGCUGCUCUGACUUUGAACAAGGACGGUCUGGCCACGAGUGGAACAACCACCCUCCAGAGCAUUGUUUCACUGGAAAAUACCUUCUCUGGUGGACUUGAUGCAACAAAAGCAACUCUGUCCAUUACCAACAAGGGUGCAAUGCAGGAUAUCAAAAUUGAUAAUGCCAACACUCUGACCAUCACUCUGUCCAGUCUUGACUUUGACUCAAAGGCUGACGUCAUUGUCAGUGAGUAUGCUACUUACACCCAUGACAUCACCUUUGACAUGAAGCCCUUCACUGCAUCUGCAAAUCUUAAGAACAAUCUUCAACUUCUGGCUGCUGAAUUCAUCAAUGAGGCACAGCUGCAGGCAGAGCUGUACAAGAUGGACCUGACAGGAAGCCUGAAAGCCAUCUAUGCUGAGGAAGAGCUGAAGCACACCUAUCAGGUCAGUUAUGCUGACAUGACUGCGACUGCAAAAUGCAGCACCACUGGAAAACUUUUUGGCACUCACAUGAACCAAAACACAGAAGUUGAAAUCAUUGGUCUUGCUGCCAGGAUCACUAAUGAUGCUCGCUUCAACUCGCAGCCAAUCCGCUUUGACCACACCAUCCGUUGCAGCAUUGUUCCUUUUGACUUCAACCUUGAUGCCAUCUUCAAUGGUGAUGGAGAUCUGACAAUGUAUGGCAAGCACAGUGCACAGCUCUAUGGCAAGUUCCUCCUCAGAGCUCAGCCUCUGGCCUUUGCUAGCUCGCAUGAAUGCAGAGCAUCAGUAACUCAGGAGUUGAUUAAUGGUAUUUCACUUAACACGAUUAUUGAUCACAACAUUGACACUGUUGUGGGACUCCAGGAGCAGAAGGUCAGUUUGAAAAUGUCGUCUAAAUUGAAUGACCACGUUUUCAAACAGGACGUAAAUAUUUAUAACACUCUUCAGAGAGCUGGAAUUGAGAUAUCUGAAACAAUGCUCACAAACAUCCUCAACACAGACUCCACAGAGAACCAGGAAUUUGCCAUCUCUGGCUUCCUUAAGUAUGACAAAAGUAUGAAGAGUCAUAUCAUUCGCUUCCCUCUUAUCGAUAGCCUGCCAGUCUUUUUGGACAAUCUCAAAGAACUUGUGGUGCGUGCAGCAGAGGCACUUCAAGAAUACAUUAACAGUGAUGAGAUCAGGGCUAGAAUUGCAGCUCUUCCCCAGUAUGUAAAUGACAUUGUUGCUGAAGUCAACAUUGAAGACAAGAUCGUUCAGCUGAAGCAGUAUUUUAAUGACUUUACUCAAGACUUUGUCAUCUCCAUGGAUGAUGUGGAAGCCUCUCUGAAGAACUUGAAGGCAACUGUUGAAAGACUAUUGUCUGAUCUGACUGUUUACAUCCAACAGUUUGUUGGCAUGGUGAAAGAUGCUAUUGCUAGCAGCACCUUCCCCGAAACUCUUGUGCAAAAUUUCCAGGAUCUUCUGACUACUAUUAAUGAAGAUUAUGAUGUCAAGGCUAUGGUUGUCAACAUGAUUGACACCUUCAGAGACAUGAUCAGUCAGUUUGAUUUGGAAAAACUGAAGGGCAGCAGCAUUGCAUUCCUGAGUGACAUUGAUGCCAAGUACGAAAUCAAGGCUAAACUUGAGACCAUCAUGAGUUAUAUUAGAGAAACAAUUGACUCCUUUGACAUGGCGACUUUUGUUGCUGAGAUGCAGAGCUACUUUACAUCCACUGACUUCAAAGCUCGCAUUGAGGAACUUGUGAAUCAGAUUCCCACUGACACUCUCACAGAAAUAAUCGAUUAUGUAAAGAGAACAAUUCAGAGCCUUGAUCUAACUGACAAGCUGAACACCUUCUAUGCUAAGAUCCGAGAAAUGAUUGCAAAGUUCGAAAUUGAACAGAAAGCUCAGGCUGUCUUGGAAAAGGUGGUGGAGCUCAUUAAGCAGUUCAAAAUUGAGGAAACCACCAGUGCUCUGUUAAAAAUGGUCAAGGAUGUAGAUGUUCCGGCCAAAUUAAUGCAAGUAUUUCAAGAUGUCAUUGAUUAUUUGAAAACCAGAGAGGUUGACGAGAUUAUUCUACAACUGAACAUGUAUAUUGAAACUAUCCUGGAAAAGCUGAAGUCCUUGGAUUACAACAACUUUUUAGAUUAUGCCAAUAAUCUCAUAUCUGACUCCACAAUUUACUUGAAUGAGUUCAUAAGGACUCUUGAAAUUCCACAGAAACUUGAGGCAACAAGAGACUUUGUCAACCUGGUCUUGUCGGUUGUUCAAGGGUUCGUGGAAAGCCUGAGAGAGGUCAGAAUUGCAGAAGUAAAGGAUAUCUUUGACCAGGUUGUGCUUAACAACCUUAAGACAUUUGCUGAAUUCAUGAAAGAGAGAAUUGCAACUCUCGACAUUAAAACUGAGAUUACAUCUUUUCUGGACUUUGUUGGCAAAAACUGCACAAAUCUUCUGAGUGCCAUCAUUGAUACACUCACCAGUGCUGCUGAAAUGAUUAAGACGAUGAUGCCAGAACAGAAAAUUUUUAAUGAAAUUCAACAGAUUAUUGAUGCAGUCCUUGCAGAAAUGAAGAAAGUCGAGGUCAAAGUGCCAUCCUUUACCAUUCCUCUGACUGAUCUUGUUGUGCCUUCCUUGACAAUCAGCAUCGAUGCACUGAAUCAGUUUGAAUGCCCAACCCAGCUUGACAUUCCAAUGUUCAGCAUCUUGGGCUUCUACACUGUCCCAGCCACUACUAUCUCAAUUGAUGACAUCAAACAGACAAUCAUAGACCUGAUUGAUUUCAUUCUUAACUUUGAGAUGGAGAUGCUAAAUAUUGAUGCUACUUUCGGACACCUGACAACUGACUAUUUCCCUGCCCUGCCCAAGCUUUCAGUUCCAGAGAUUUCUUUCACUGAAUUGUCUUUCCCCGCUCUUCCCCAUGUUCCAGCAGAGAAACUUGUUAAUGUUCCUCUCCAACUGCCCACACUGCAGAUGCCAAUUAUUCCCAGUGAUCUCAGGAUUCCAGAAUUUGGUAAGCUAAGCUACGAGGUCAAAGUCAGCUCCCCCAUCUACUCUAUUAGAAAUGCUGCCGAAGUCCAGAACUCUCUUGAUGUAGAUGAAAACCCUCAACUGUCAGCUUUUCUGACAACCCAGGGAACAUCCCCAAGCUUUGCAAUUCUUAACUUCAACAUGGACUGCACUGCCCGGAUUGGUAUGCCAAAGAGUCUUCAUGUUAUUGCUGCUGAGACAUUUAUACUCACCCAUGAUUCUGUGAGUGUUGACCAUCAUGCAUCAGUAACUUUAGCUGACUUCGCUGUCCAGGCCUCGGCAAAGACCACAAUGAAGGCCAAAACAGAACCUUACAAUGCUGAGUUUUUGAACGAAGUCUUCUUGUCUACCCAGGGUGGUUUAUCAACCUCAAUUGAUACUACCUACAAACACGAGCUCAACCUCUUUGGCCUAACUGGCGAGACAUCUUUCACACAAAAAUCUGUGGCCCGCCAAGAGGGUACCACUCUUACAAUUACUUGUGAAAAUGGGGGUGCUUCCACCUUGAACUCAUACCACAACACCCACAAGAGUGACUUGCAGAUCACAGUCAAUCCAAGUUCAGUCAAGUUGUCCUUCACUGGUGACACAGAUGCUUUCCUUUUCAAAACAAGACAGGCUCUCACUGCUGAUGUAGUUGUAUUUAGCUAUGUGAAGUUGGACGUUCGCUCUGAAACAGAAGGCCCUGCAAUCAAAAGCAGCCGUUUUGAGGGAUCCCUCAAUGCAAAUCUACAUGAUAGUAAAUUUGAACUGAAGGCAACUCAUAGCUCAGACGUAUUUGUGCCAUGGGUUAUCCAAGUCAGUGGAGAACUGAACAAUGCAGUGGACUUUGUUGUCAGUCCCAGUGAAGUUCUGUUCAGCUUUGAGAACAAGGGAAACACAAAGGUUAAUUUUGAUGACACGCUCACAGCCAAAAUUGAUCUGCAGAAUGAUUACUCUGCAAGCUUGAGGCCUGACAAACAGCAGAUAAACAUUGUGGCUCUGACACGUUUCAAUGAGCACAAGCAGCUGUGGAACCUCACUGUAGAAAACAAUGAAAAUGAGUUUGCCAUUCUUGGUGCUGCAGAGGGAAAGAUGAAUCUUGAAAUCUUGACAAAACCUAUUACUAUUUCUGAGUAUAAGAUUCCUUUUGUUGAUCUCCAUACCCCAGGUAUUAGUAAUCUGGACUUAUAUGACCGAACUGGAUUGAAAUACAUUUUAACUACUCCUGAGCAGAUUGUUGAUGCAGACAUUCAGAUCAUAUACCACAAAAGCCAAGGAGCACCGCUUGUUGAUUUAAUGGGUCUGAUUCAAAUUCCAUCUUUGGAUGACCUGAUCACAAAGGUGUCUUUUAAAUCUGCUAUCAUCACUCUCAACGUAAAUGCUGGCCUGUAUUCUGAGGAGGAUCUUGUGAUACGUUUAGAAGCAAACACAGGCUCUGUGUUUGAAGGUCUUAAAGCCAAGCUUGAUGGAACGUCCAGCCUGACAACCAAGAGAGAAAUCAAGUUAGCCAAUUCGCUUUCCCUUGAAAAUCGCCACAUUGAAGGCACUCAUUAUAGCACCUUCAGUGUGAGCACUGACACUUUCGAAACUGCUGUGUCUGUGACUACAGCUGGUAAGAUUGACUUGCCUGUAUUUAAUCUGGAAGCGAGACAAAGUCUGGUUGCAGAUACCAAAACAAAAGCAAAUGCUGCAUCCACUUUAAAGAUGAACGGUCAAAUCAAUAUCCCACUGCUCAAGACAUCUGGAAAAGCUGAGGCAGAUCACAGCCUGAAGCUGGAAGGAACCUUGGAAGAUAUCUCAAUUGAGUAUUUCACUAAGGCAAAUAUGGACGGGAUCAUACUGGAAGACUUCUUGGUUUUAGGAGUCCUGGACAAUGAGGCGACCCUGUAUCUAAAUAAUGAUGGUCUAAGAUCCACUUCCAAGGUUACUGGUGGUGCCAAACUUAACAAAGGCCUCAACAGACUUUUUGGCAUGGAUGUAAACAAUUACCUGGCCACUGAAGCAUCCCUAAGCCGUGUAUUUGCAGAGCUGAAGUACAACAGCAACAAUGUGGCAAACCUGCUUCACUUUAACACCAAUGGAAAACACACUGCCCAGGCUACCAUUGUCUUUGAACCAACCUCGACGCUGACUGCUGAUAUUGAGAUCGACAUGUCUCAACCAACCAACUUGGGUGAAUUCAAAAUUUUUGAGAAGACUGUUGCUGAAGUGACAAGUACCACACAGAAGAUGUCUUCUAAUGCCAAGUUUAUCAGCCCACUGUAUAAUUUCAACAUUGAAGCUGAGAUAGACGGCAUUGCUCCUGUCUCCAAAGUCAUCUUUAAAUCCUCGUCCACCUCUCCUAUUGCCAUCUUGGAAUAUGACCUGGAAUCCCUGAGUACGAUCAACUUUGACGACGAUGGCAUAACUGUGACUGAGAAAGCGGUUUUCUCCACCACUGACUUCACCAUGGAUGUUCAACAAACGUUCUCCCAUACUCUGAGUGAAUCCUAUCUCACCAUGAAUGUGGACAUAACCAGCCUGGCCUUCACUGAUAUGAACUUGCGCUAUGCUGUCCGUAAAGAUGGAAUCAGCGCCACAGUUUCUGUUCCAACUACAGGCUUUCUUGGACUUCAGCUUCAUAGCAGGAGCCAGUCACAGAUGAACGCCAGACUUUAUGGCCGCUAUGCUUCUGAUCCAGGGAAGGACGUUGAUAUCGUCACCAUCAGAGUGUCUCAGAAAGAUGCCGACAAAAGCCUGAAUCUGAAAUUGGUCUUCAACAUGGAUGCUCCUGAAAUCAUGCUCAGUGGAUUACAGGAAAAACUUCCUGCCAUCACGUCUUGUGUGUCCAAUUACGCUGAGAAAUACCGAGUGUUUAGCUAUGCUGCUCAGCUAAAAGAGAUGACUACUAACUUGGUUGACGAUGCCUACACCUUUGCACACAGCCAUGCUCCAGAUCUGAGCCAGGUAUCCGUCCUCUUUAGGAACACUGCUGUUCAGUUCCAGCGGACUGUUCAGCUGUUAUUGGAUGCUGCUAUCAAAGUCCUGAGGGACACAAAGGUCAAACUGCCUGGCUCUGAUGAGAUGACCCCUCUCACAGAGGUGCUCAAAAAAUUCACCACUAGCAUAACUAUCAUGGUCGAGAAGGCAAUCCACAUGCUGACUGUAAACAUUGAGUAUGCCUAUACUGUAGUAGUAGAGAUGGCCAGUGAAGUCGAGGUUACAAUGCCUAUUGGUGAUGUUAUGGCUGGAGCUAAAGUGAUCAAAUACUGCAAAGAAAGUGCAAGGGAUUUGAUUGAUUUCAUUGUGCAAAGUUUGAAGAAUGCAGAGAGUAUUGACAUGCUCUUGGAAAGACUGGGUGACACCUUGAAAUUCUUUGUUGACAAAACUCAAGCCUUUGUUGACAAUGACCUAAAAUCUGAUAUGCUUGACGCCAUUGCUGUUCAUGUUAAUGCUUUGUAUGACCAACAAAUGAGCCUGAUGAAGUCCUUCACAGAGUAUGCAAACUCCAUCAUGACCGCUGACUCUGUAAAUGAGUUCAUCAGUUUUGUUCUGAACAGUGUCAGAUCCAAAGUGAAUGAAUUCAGCAGCACUGUUACUGACUAUAUCCAGCAGGCUCCUGCUCAGUACAAACCAUAUUUAAAGGUUAAAGGGAAGAAGCUGGAGAUUAAUAUUUAA